UUAGUGCGUGGCCUUUAGACGAUCAUCAUGGCUUUUCUGCCGCUUUCGCUGAUGCUGCUGCUUCUGCUGGUCUGUGCCAGCGUCUCCUCCUCACCGAUGCUGUACAAACUGAAUCCCGAAGAGAAAUACGAGGCAGACCUUGUGCCAGUCUCCUCCACUGUGAUCCCGCUGACCGUGUUGGAGGUGAGCUACGGAGCAGGUGGCAAGCCAAGCGAGGAGUACAAGGCGGCCUACCUCCGCAAGUUGCGCAAACAGGUGCUCCAGCGGGCGGACAAGGGCAAGCAGAACCAGAACGACGAGGACGACGAGGCGGCGACCACUUUGCUGGCCCUGUCCGACUUGCCAACCCCCGCAGAUGCUCUGAUCACAGUGAAGUCGCAGCAGCUGGAGAAGGCCAAAGUCAAGGCCGUCUGAGGGCGGACUGGGACCCAAGUGGAGUAACAUGGUGCUGGUUUUUGAGCUGAUGUCAUGGCGUGCUUGGCAUAAACAACAAAUACAACAAAAACUAACCGAAUCGCA
Drosophila suzukii is the source of this 519-nucleotide messenger RNA. RefSeq lists its product as uncharacterized. NCBI's taxonomy places the organism in Eukaryota, Metazoa, Arthropoda, Insecta, Diptera, Drosophilidae. The record is from RefSeq and is a predicted model, not a curated record.